UUUUUUUUACUAUUGACCGUGACUGACGACCGAUAUUUUCUGAUUGCCAGAUGAACGUUUUAGGGAUGGUACAAGAUAUCGCAGACUGCCUGAUUUGGGCUCAAGAGAAUGCACCACAAUUCAACUUUGACAAAGACAAUAUCGUUUUAAUCGGGCAUUCGGCGGGUGCGCAUUUGUGCGCGCCGACCACGCUUUUUCCUAUCGAUGCGAGGGAAGAAGAGCUUUUCAUUGAGGCCAGCAAGCAGCGGGACCUCGCGUCCACCAUCAAAGGAGUCGUCGGUCUCAGUGAGGUGUAUAACAUCAUGGAGCAUGAUGAGCACGAGCAGAAGCGAGGAGUGGAAUAUGUCUCGGCCGUGCACAAAGCCAUGAACGGAGUGGAGAACUUCACGUAUUUACUCGCCCACGCACUUGCUGGGCACCUUCGACCGGGAAAAAAGUGCCGGCCGCCGGCCGGUUACUUUGAUCCACGGGACACGGUGGUUCGGGCGCAAGCUUCCGCCAAGUUCUCGGAGCUCCUCACCUCGCUGUCCGUGAAGACGUCGCUCUAUUUGUUGCCCGCUGUGGACCACACGGAGAUAAUGAUGGCUGACCUCACGGUGGCCGAGCGACGCUUCUACCACGCCAUCUUCAGCUGUAUUUAACACGAGUACAGGAAACUUGUCAAAGUCAGCUGA
Molecule: messenger RNA, 674 nt
Organism: Syngnathus acus (greater pipefish)
Lineage: Eukaryota; Metazoa; Chordata; Actinopteri; Syngnathiformes; Syngnathidae
Source: RefSeq, a predicted model, not a curated record